CUGCCGCCGACUGCAUUAGUCUCUCUCGACCCGUGAAUGAAGUUCGCCGCACCACGUCGUAGUUGCUCGCCUUUUCAAGUAUCGGCGCGACCGCGAUUGAAGGCCUCUCGGAGCUGUGUGUUACCUUUUUCCACUGCAGGCUUUUAGGUGCCUACCAACGCAGCCACACACGAUCGAUAUCGCAUGAGCAGCAAUCAACCAGGAAGUCGACGGUCAAGAAAAGCGAAACAUGGAGAAAUAGUUUCAUUCAGUUAUUCGUCGUAUGGAACUGCCUCGCUAGCCGGUGGUAGUGUAUAGUGCAAAGUGCAGUUGCACAACCGCCGCACUGAUUCAUAAGUGCAAACAUAGUUGGAACCGUCAAAGAGUGAUAACGAGCAGCAGCGCAAGUUUUCAGCUGGUAUUCCGUUUCAAGUUGUGCAAUUUCGUGACCAUAAGUGAAAAAACAAUCUUUGUUAGCACAGCAGUGAACGAAUUGUUGACGCCGGGAUAAAAGUUCUGCUCUUACGUCGCUCCAGAGCGCACGUGUCUGUGUUUGUGUGCGCCUGCGACUGGUGCACGAGCUAAUUGCUGCAAAUAAUGAGCAAACCAAGCGUGAUCAAAGCGAAUCGUAUUUCUCGAGACAGUGGCAUUUGCGUCGAAGACAGCCCGCGAAGCGACUCGCCCGGAGAUAGUCCAGUGAAGAAACGUUUCCCAGCCGGUGGCGGACCGGGCACCAGGCCCCGAGUGAAAUCUUCCUACGUGCUUAAACUAACGCAGCAUUUUGAAACUUUGAGCUGCCACGAUGAAGGCAGCCGAAGUUCGCCUGCGACGUUGUCUAAAUUCAGCAGUUCGCUCAGCCACUUAGCCCCGGCGAGCGCGAGUGAUGAACAAGUGCCUCACCAGACGGAAGUUGAACGCCAAGUGUCUGCUAGCUCUGCUGCGGAAAGUGAGGUAAAAAUGGAUGACGCAGUGCAAGUGAUUGAACAUUUCUACAAUGAAAUUUUGGUCGAAGAUAAACGGGUAAAUAAGUUUGGUAUUUUACGCGAGCAUAGUCACUCGGUGGUGGCUGAAGAUAUCGAUCAGCCGGGGGAUCACCUUUCGGGCAAGGCCGAAAACGACGAAAACAUGGGUGUGAGUGAUAAGAUAACGGAUGGAGGAGACUUCCAUAAUGAGUCAAGCAGGGAUUUUGAGAUGGAGGACGAGCCAAUGGAUGUGGCGGUAGCGGAAGCCCGAAAUAUUUCUCUGUCCCAAGAACCUGCCGAUCAUGAGCACUAUUACGAGGAAGAUGAUUUCAGUGCUACCGAUUCGUUUGAUUCGUCGGACGAUGAAGACCUGAUAGCGGUGAGCAAAUCAAGACCUGAUUCCGAUUCCUCGAUAAAGUCAGAGCGCAUCAGCAACAUUAUGAAGGAACUGUUGGAAAACGAGGAAACCUAUGUGCAAACACUUGAAAAGGGCAUAGAAAAUUACAUAAGCGUGAUGAAUCAGAAGGAUUUACCACCGGCACUGAGAGGACAAAAGUAUCACAUUUUCGGAAAUAUUGAAAGUAUUUUCGAGCUGCACAAUGAAAAGUUCCUUCCAAAGCUUCGCGAUAACAGUGCCAGCAUCCAAGGUGUUGCAGAGACGUUCAUCGAAUUUAUUGAGUAUGAUCGGUUCUACUGCUACAUUUUGUUUGCGCUGAAUCGACCAAAUUCCGAAAAGAUUUGCAAUAAGAACUUGGACUUUUUUCAAGAAAGACAAAACCAAGUUGGCGAUAAACUAGGACUUAACAGUUUUCUUCUACAACCGAUCCAACGAUUGAUGAGGUACAAAUUGUUGCUAGCCGAAAUAAAUAAGGAAGCUUUGAAGUUAAUAGCGGAUGCUCUGAUGGACUCGGUGAAGGACGAAAUCGGAGUACUGUGCAAGGCCGAGAAACGGCUGGAACGGUUCAUCGAUAUCGUGAAUGAGGCUAUGAGUAUCAACGAUAUUUGCGAAUGCUACGAGGAUUUCAAAUGCAUAGGGACGGACUUGAUGACUUCCUUCUCCGUUGCCGCUAAUUUUGGUUUCGGUCAAAUUGUUGAUACACCUCCGGUACUGCUUCUGAAGAAUAGCGGUAACAAGAAUCCCGAGAAAAAUAAACCUUUAAAUAUAUUCCACCAGGGGAAAUUUCGCAAAAUGUUCGAAAUGGACAUCUACGACUGGGAUCGGCGGCGGAAAUACGCCUCCAAGGUAUUCUUCUUCGAGAAGUGCCUCAUCUACUCGGAGAAAAUCAAAGAAAAGCUCGAAUAUCGGGGCCACUACCUGGACUCCGACGUCGGACUGUACAACGACGGCAAGACGAAGCUGUGUGUGUUUGAAAAGAAACGUGGCAUACGGGAGAUCGAAAUUUCCAGCAGCGAAACGAGCACCGUGCAGAGGAUGGCCGGCUAUAUCGAGGACACGAUAAAACGUUUCGCAAUGCGCGAGCGCCAGCGAGUGAAUGACCUCAGCAGCAAGAAGGAGUGGUGCGAGCAGCGGGUUCCCAGUGUGAUGACCAUCAAUCGGGGGAGUGUUAUGAGCGGCAAGAGUAUCAUCAGCAAUAACAGCAGUCGUGACAGUUACGAUUCUGGCUCUCAAACAACAUGGGAUGCUGAAAAACCAAUUCAAAGUUUGGUCUCAUCACAGAAGCAUUUUUGUCAAAUUUUGGCAAUCAACCGCAAGCACUAUUUUGGGGAUCUACCGGAUGAGCUUUCACAAAAUAUAAAACGUUUCAUCCAGACCUUCGACCAGCUGGUGGAGAUCCACUCUAAACGGGUGUACGAAGAUUUUGCCCAGGAAAACGUGGGAUUGGACGAUAUUUGCGAAUUAUUCAUUAAGUAUUUCCAGGAAGAUUUAUUCGAUCCAUACAAUAAAUACUUAAAGCUUUUCAAAAAGGCUGCUGAUGUCAUGAAGAAUAUCCAUAAAGCUUCGCGCACCUCUCUGAGCAGCACAUUGGUAGCUCAAACUACGGACGAUUUUACCUUCAUGCCGAUUGACAUCUGGAACAAGUAUGAGCACUUUGUACAAUCGCAAAUCGUUAGGCUUUCGGAGCAAAUGGACCAAUCCACGACCGAAGCGGAUAAGGAUUUGUUCCGCAAGUUGGCAUACGUUGAGGUGCAGAUCAACUCGUUCCGCAAGCUCCUAAUGCAGAACUACAAGCUGCUCAAUUUGGAUGCAAACAUUUCCGCAUCCAGCCAUGGCUUGGUUCUAUAUUCCGUCAGGGUUCGCUACGGAAAUGAAACUCUGAGCUCGCACCGGGUUUUCAUAUGCGAGAAAGCGGUUGCUUUAGUACGCGUCCAAAUGGUGAAGAAUUUGAAUCGUACUUCUGAAAAGUAUACUGGAGUUGUCUUUCAGGAUAAGUUUGUACGGGGAGUGAGUGUGGUGAAGCAAAGUAAGAAAUCCGAGAUGAGACUUAACUUCGAAAUCGGGGGUAUAAAACAUGCAGUAGAUUUCGGAAAUAAAGCUGACAGAGAUAAGUUCUUUGGGAAUUAUUCCAUGUUCUACGGGAAAUGGUUCACUGUGGCACGUUGGUGAUGAAAGAAGGGAGGCAGCCUGUUUGAAAAUUAAUUGCAUUCCCGUAGGACAACCGUUUGAGUUUUGUGGAUUUAGUACGACAGUUCAAUCGAUGCAAAUAAUUUGUAGAUGGAAAUAUAUAACAAAACGCA
This is a messenger RNA of Armigeres subalbatus, 3638 nucleotides long. RefSeq lists its product as uncharacterized. The record is from RefSeq and is a predicted model, not a curated record. The transcript is spliced from 11 exons. The coding region runs from base 577 to 3507 and encodes 976 amino acids. Gene Ontology annotation, cellular component: extrinsic component of membrane; cytoplasm. Gene Ontology annotation, biological process: axon guidance. NCBI's taxonomy places the organism in Eukaryota, Metazoa, Arthropoda, Insecta, Diptera, Culicidae. Gene Ontology annotation, molecular function: guanyl-nucleotide exchange factor activity.